Molecule: messenger RNA, 438 nt
Organism: Euleptes europaea (tarantolino)
Lineage: Eukaryota; Metazoa; Chordata; Lepidosauria; Squamata; Sphaerodactylidae
Gene: MRPL41
Product: mitochondrial ribosomal protein L41
Exons: 1
Coding region: 1-408 (135 amino acids)
Biological process (GO): translation
Cellular component (GO): mitochondrial large ribosomal subunit
Molecular function (GO): structural constituent of ribosome
Source: RefSeq, a predicted model, not a curated record
AUGGGGCUUCUGAGCGAAUUGACGCGGGGCCUGGUGCGCGGCGCCGACCGUACAGCGCCCUGGACGAGCAAGCGGGGCCCACGGUCCUUCUACAAGAGCCGAGGCGCUAAGAACGCCGGCUUCAUCACUUGCAGCAGGAAGUUCAAGAUGGUGCCCGAGAUGGUGCCCAAGCUGGUGGUGCCCGACCUGACCGGCUUCAAGCUCCGGCCCUACGUCUCCUACCGCGCCCCCGCAGGCAGCGAGCCGCCCGCCACCGCCCGCGACCUCUUCCAAGAGGUCGUGGCCCCCAGCAUCAAGAAGGACAUCGAGGGAGGCACCUUCGAUGCGGAGAAGCUGGAGAAGUACGGCUUUGAGCCCAGCCAGGAAGGGAAGCUCUUCAAGCUCUUCCCCAAGAACUUCGUGCGGUAGCGGGAGGGAGAAAGCCAUCGGCCGAGGCUG